AUGGGAUUGGGUCGGAACAAGCUGGCCAUCCUGCUUCUGGUUCUGUCCAUCUCCGUCCUCCUCUACCUGCUUCUCCCCUCCGCCAAGCCGGACCUGGAGGAGCCCAGAGUGGAGAGCGCGCGCUCGGACCCCCAGGACAGCAUGAACGUCAGCGUGAGGACCGCCACCCUGUCCGGGGACUGGCCCACCUUCUACCGGGAGGCCACGCCGCGCAGCGCCCUAGAGGGCGGCCCGGCCGAGAGGUUUGCGGUGCUCCUGUUACACGGCCAAUCCUUCACCUCACAGACCUGGGAAAACCUGGGCACUCUGCAGAUCCUCUCGGAACACGGAUAUCGGGCGCUGGCCGUCGACCUGCCAGGAUACGGCCAAUCACUGCAGGCUCAGCCGAUGUCGUCAGAGAAAGGCCGCACAGACUACCUGCUGCACAUCAUGGAGUCCCUGGGGGCCCGCCAGCCGGUUCUCAUCAGUCCAUCCAUGAGCGGCCUGUUCUCCUUGCCCCUCCUCCUUCAGCAUCCGGACCGCCUCCGAGCAUUUGUCCCCAUCGCCCCUGUCGGGACCAAAAGCUUCAAGCCGCAGCAGUACCAGCAGAUCCAGGUCCCCACCCUCAUCGUCUACGGCACACUGGACACCAAUCUGGGCAGCCAAUCCCUGGAGAGCCUGCAGAACCUACCCAACCACACCCUCAGCCCGCUGAAGGGGGCGGGGCAUGCAUGUUACAUGGACAGACCUGAAGAAUUUCACUCCUCCUUGCUAAUGUUCCUCAGCAAACUUUAA
Messenger RNA from Staurois parvus, 774 nucleotides. The record is from the annotation of a GenBank genome assembly. Lineage: Eukaryota; Metazoa; Chordata; Amphibia; Anura; Ranidae.